Molecule: messenger RNA, 11048 nt
Organism: Cydia fagiglandana
Lineage: Eukaryota; Metazoa; Arthropoda; Insecta; Lepidoptera; Tortricidae
Gene: Usp10
Exons: 12
Coding region: 394-3501 (1035 amino acids)
Biological process (GO): protein deubiquitination; regulation of autophagy; DNA damage response, signal transduction by p53 class mediator
Cellular component (GO): nucleus; cytosol
Molecular function (GO): cysteine-type deubiquitinase activity
Source: RefSeq, a predicted model, not a curated record
UCACAUCCUGUUCUGUAGUAUUGUUGGUUGAGUGAGUGCUGCAUGGCCUCGACUCGACGUAGCGUAGAUCCCGUUCCAAGAUUUGUCUAUAAGACUAAAAUUCAUGUGCAAUAUUAACCGCGGUAUAAUUCGUAAUGGUGUUCUCUAAAAGGCCAUGGAUUUGAUGAAAACGAAAUUGUGGGCACGUGGAAGGAAUAUGAGUUCCUAGACUUGUCAGAUGUGAAAGAAGCGGAACUGAGCAGUUUGCAGUGUGCACUUUACCAGCGGAAGACGGAGGGUUCGAGCUACGGUUGGACCGAGCCUGCCAUUGAUCUGUCCUCGUGUUCGUCGUCGACCUUGGGCCCGCGCACCGUGUCGAGCAGCCUGGACAGCCUGUCGGGCGGCGAGUGCGAGAUGGCGCCCCACUCGCCGCAGCGCGCGCCGCCGCCGCCGCCCUACGCGCAGCCCCCGCCCGCCUACCCGCAGCAGUGGCCCGUGGCGCCGCCCAACGUCUACGUCAGCCAGGUGACCGCCAACGUGAACGUGCAUGGCUACAUGGGGCAGUACUACCAGCCGCCCCAGCCUCAAUACGCGCCGCCGCCACAAGUGGACCGCCCGCCGCGCAACCACCGCCGCGACCGCCGCGGCAAGCGCCCCCCUUCUCCGCCACCUCCCCAACCGCCCCCCUACUACGUCCAGUACCCGCAGUACUACCCCGCCGCACAGGCCCAGGCAGGAGCCCCUCUCUACCACCUACCCGUAUACCAACCUCUAGUCUACGGACCUUACGCGUACCCGCCUUACUACCAAGAAUAUCAGAUACCUGUCGAAGGUGAAGACAAGCCUGAUGAAUACCAACAAGAGGUUGUGAUGGAGCAGGAAGCUGUAGAUGCUUAUUACGCUGGCGCUCAUUACGCCCCUCCAUACGGCCCGCCUGUAGACGGGGGCGUAGAAUACAUGCCGCCCAUGUAUCUCCCCCCACCACCACAUCCACCACCUAUACCUAUACAGCCUCAACCACCACAUCAAUCGACUCCGCACCAGUUUAAUGUGCACGCUAAAAACUUCGUAGUCCAAUCGCACAAUCAGAAUAAAUACACUCCGCCAGAAAAGAGUCAAGAACAGAAGACGCCGCCAGCGACCGCCUCUGCUGUGGAAUCGUUACCUAUUAAAGAUCUGACCAUCAGCAAGGGCCCGGGCAGCCCGAAGCAGACAGAACGACCGAUAGAACAAAAACCAGCCAGUGACAAAGCUUCACCUACCCCUAAAGUAGAAGCCGUCAAGCCAGCUUGGGUAGCGAAUGAAAAGGCUCCUGAAGUUAAUCAGAUACCAGCUAAGGCGUUCCCGCCGAUGGCGUCUGCGAGUCAAGUUCCCGCCGCGAAUAAGAUGCCUCCAGUGGUAAAUAAAACUACGAAAGGCCCGGCAGCCCCGUUCUCAGGAGGCAAGCAACCGGCUAAGCCCCUGGUUCCUCAAGCGGCCGUGCCUGUACAACAGGCGGUAUCUACCCCAAAAGCGCCGUUUGGCAAUAGACAGAAGAGGGAUAACGUGGCUAACAGGUCACCGACGAGUGAAACUGCCGAAGUCCCAAGCCCCGCCGCGCCGGUUGAGCAUCCUAAACGCGAUCCGCCGCUGCCGCCAAGCAAGGCGCCUAUGCCUAUCUCGAUCACGCUACAUUCGCAAGGGCCACCGCUGAUCGUAACUAACAAAUCACCUUUCGGACACUCUAGAAAGUCGACAGCCGCGCCUGAACCGCCUCCAGUGCCUCAGCCGCCUCCCCCAGCGCCUACUGCGUCAGAUUUCCCCCCACCACCCACUCCUAGAAACCGUGGAGACUUGCCGCCGCCUGUGGUGCAACCUCAACCCCAACCGGCUCCAGGGAAAUCCUGGGCAAGUCUGUUCUCAAGCAAGACCGCAGCGGUCACAGUGACGGCUUCGCCGCCGGCACCUUUGCCUAUCGAAGAGCCCCCAAGCCCGACCACAGUAUCGCCACCAGCGACGGCUAGCAUUCAAAAACCAGUGGCUAAAGUGCCCCCUUUUGACGCGUCUCCAUCUCAAAUAACGGCUCCAGAUAAAAGCUCCCCUGUGCCGCGGCCGACCGCCGCGCCUACUGCCAUCUCCUACUCCGAGAAGACCUCUGUGAACGCCAUUAGUAUAACCCCUGCUGCUAAACCGGCGUCUCCCAGCCAACCUGUGCCCGAGGUCCGGGAGGUUCCUAUUCAGAAGGAGCCUACGCCAGCGCUGCCUGUGCAGCCUUCGCCAUUCGCUGAUGACCCGAACUCUUACAGGAUGGGAGAAUUCCUGUCAAAAUAUCAGCUGGACAACAAGCCAGUGACGCUUCUACCCCGCGGCCUCACGAACCGCUCCAACUAUUGCUACGUCAACUCGAUUCUACAAGCGUUGAUAGCGUGUCCUCCCUUCUACAACAUGCUGAAGGCACUGCCCUACCAAACCCGACGCGGCAAGUCUAGCACACCCGUCAUUGACUCCAUGGUGGAGCUGUGCUACGAGUUCAGCCCGCUGGCGCUGGGGCGAGCGCGGGGCGGGUGCGGGGCGGCGCGCGGCGAGGCGGGCGCGCCCGCGGUGCCGGUGCCGGCCGGGCCGGCGCUGGACGGCGCGGCGGGGCUGCGCGUGCUGCGCGCGCUGCGCCCCUUCCCCGGCUCGCAGGAGGGCCGCCAGGAGGACGCCGAGGAGUUCCUGGGCUGCCUGCUCAACUCCCUCAACGAUGAGAUGCUCGAGCUGAUGAAACUGGUGGAACCAGAGGAGCCUAAAGAGGCGAAUGCUCCAGUGAAUGGAAUCAUUACACAGGAGCAACCUCCCGAAGAGGAUGAUGAUGAUGACGAAUGGAAGGUGAUGGGUCCGCGCAACAAGGGCUGCGUGGAGCGGCGCUGGGCGGCGCGGCGCACGCCGGUGGCGGACAUCUUCCGCGGCCGCACGCGCCUGCGCCUGCACCGCGCGCCGCAGCACGCCGUCACCGACGCCGUGCAGCCCUUCUUCACACUGCAGCUCGACAUCGAGCGUGCAUCCAGCGUAAAGGAUGCCCUAGAACUCCUAGCGGGCAAGGACACACUGGAAGGAGUAUCCGACGCCUGGCAACAGUUAUCCUUGGAACAGCUGCCUGUGGUCCUCUUGCUGCAUCUGAAGUGCUUCCAGUUGGACUCGGAGGGCCACACCGCCAAGAUUGUCAAGAAUAUUGACUUCCCUGUGGAUCUGAAGAUUGAUCAGAAGAUCAUGUCUUCAAAGAUCAAGUAUUCGGGCAAGCAGCGUCUGUACAAGCUGUUUGCGGUGGUGUACCACGAAGGAGUGGAGGCGGUGAAAGGGCAUUACGUUACCGAUACCUUCCACGGGCAAGCGGGCUGGAUCAGAUACGACGACUCGACAGUGACGCCGGUGUCGGACGGCGCGGUGCUGAAGCCGAAGCCGCCGCGCAUGCCGUACCUGCUCAUGUACCGGCGCCACGACACGCUGCCCCCCCACCCCCACCCGCACCCCCACCCCCACCGCGCGCCCGGCAAGCCCGAGUGAGCCGCCCCUCUACAGUGAACCACCCGUCUACAGUGAACUGCCCGGACAGUGAUUUGUUUAUAAGUGUUGUAAAUACUGUGAAAGACUCGAAUCGUGCCUGUCGAACGCUCCCUACGGUGCAACGAAGUUGUCUCGUGUACGUAAUGUAAGUAUAAUUUUUAUGUUUACGAGCCGCCCCCGGGGGCUGUGUAAAAAGAUUGGCCGGCGGUUAGCACUCUGCACGUUUUGGUUUUUUAAUGGAAAUAGUCUUGUGUUAGUUUGAGUCGGUGGGCGGUGCUAGCCGCCGGGCUUAGUUUUGUAUGUGUAAUAUUUUGUACAUUAGGCUCUUUUAUUUGAGGCGUAGGAUUACUUUAUGUGUAAAUUCGGAUACUUUUUAGAAUAAAGUACAAAAUGAUAUUUGUUUGCCGCUCGAAAUGAAGCUGAUUCAUAGCUAUGACUAUAAAUUGAAGAAACUCUUAAUGAUGCAUUCGACCUAAUUAAUUUAUUUUGGUAACUAAUUGAAUCUGCGAAACGAUUGUAUAUAUUGAUUGUGUACGUAUUAAGUAACUAUAGGAGCCGCGUUCUCUGCUGGACAAUAUGGAAUUGUGGUGUUAUAAUUUGAAAAAUUAAAAAAAAAAAUAUGUAAAAAUCAUAAUUCAUGAUACAUAUUUCUAUAUUGUUCAUCUUAUUGUGUAGAAUAAUCUUCCUAAUACUCUUCCAUUGGAAAAUGUCAAGGUACUGUCGAGUACAAACAUCUCCGGACAAUUACCAGAGCGCAUUUGAGAAACUACAGUGAUGUAUUGUAAAAAGGAAGACUGGUAUGUGAAUGGUAGAAUUAUGUAACGUGAAUUGCAGACGUUCGUCCUCUUCGUGGUUGAUAUGGGUUGUAGAAGUGGGUGUCCGGCACCGAGUGCCGGAGGAGUGCUCUUGUAUGUGAUAUGGGAUGCCUGAGACCGACGACUAAAUGUUUAGCUGUAGUCACUUGUAUAUUGUAUAAAAUUGUUAUAACGAUAUAAGUGUUACAUAUAAAUAAACAGAUAUAUAUUAUCUCGCCGUUGGUAUGUUGUAUGAAAGGAUGCCUGUUUUUAAUAUUAUUCGAAUUCAAAUUGAGGUUUAUAUUACUUUUUUUGACACAUUACAAUAAUAUUCGCGUAUCAUUACAUCAUAUUAUAUCUAUUGUCGAAGAUCAUUAAAUUAUUAGUAGCAUUUUGCUGAUAUUAAACUUUUUGAUCUCACAUUUGUUGUUGUUUGGGGAAAAAUUUAUAUGGAUGUGAACGAAAUUUUCCUUCUCUAGUAAUAUAGGCAAUACAUCAAUGCCUUAUUAUUUGAAAUACAAUAUUUUCUUAGUAUGAAAAUGACCAAAAAAUAUAAUAAAAAAAUGUGUUUGAAAUUGCAAAUAAAAUAGAGCUUUUCUAAAUUGUUCUAGUAAUGAAAAUGCAAACACCCUUAGAGUUAAUAAAAAAUAUAUAUGUAUAAUUAAUUAUCUUUAAUAAAAUAUCUUCGGUUCAGUGUCCAAAAGUUGAAAAAAUAUUUAGUCUUAAAAAUUAGUCAAUUUAAUAUUAUAUAUUAAUGAAAACGAAAUAGGUUUAGAUUUGUAUGGUUUCUGAGAGAGGUUAUUUACGGCUAACACGCUAAGCUUUUUUUAUAGUAAUACUUGUUUUUGUUUAGUUUGGAUCAUGGGUAGGUCAUAAUACUUAGUGAUACUGGCAAUAAUUGUAACUCGUAAUAGGUAACGAAGUUUGAUGGCACCUACUUAACACCAACGCGGGUGGAACUUAGUUCGUCCGCGCAGUCCACAGUCCACGUAACGGCUUACACAUGUGUCGAUUCAUAUAAAAAUGCCUUUAGUCUUAUAAAAUUGCUACGCAAAUUUGACGUUUAUUUCCUUCUGACAUAGCUCAUAUUCCUUUACAAUUUGCAUGGAAUUAAGUAACUUUCAUAUGUGUCGUCACACAGUAGUUGCAAGUUCUCUAGGAUUAGAACAUACGAAUUUAUCUUUAUCACCAUUCUGCCAUACGAAAUAGGUCGGCAGUUUCUCUUCCCACAUUAUCUUCCACGAUACUAUCAUGUUCAUGCCCUGACUUGUUUAUUUAUUUGGAUGCAGUGGAGCCUGGUGCUAUUGGUUUGUCUGUAUGCCAGUCGUUAUAGCAGCUGUCUUAGACAUGUUUUAGCAGUGCUGCAAAAAUAUCUAUGUUGCUACCAGAUUCAAAUUUAUCUACACUGCCGUGAUAGCUUAUGAGGCGACGUUUUGUUACUAUGUUGACUGUAUUACACUGACAAUUCGAUCGAUAUACUUCAAAUAUAGUUUUAAAUGUUAGCAGUAUAGAUAUUCUUGCACCUGACUUGUAGGCAAAUCCUAUAGGCUGUUGUAAUAGCUCGGUAUGUGAGGUUUGCAUGGGUUUAUAUACGUAAGACUGAGCGAAGAGUCCGGAAUGUCAGUUUAUUUAUGUAAAAAGCACACGUUUUAGCUCGUAAGUUUUUAUUAUAACAAUUGCUGCCUUUUAGUUAAGUGUCUGUGUUGCAUAUUUAUUGAGAUAUAUUUCUAAAGUGAUUGUGCACUGUGUCCGAUGUAAAUAUAGACGAAGAUUAAACAAAUUAACAUGAAUACAAUAUAGACUUUAUUUUUAGAUGUGAAACUUGACGGUUAACGCAGGUUUUUACAUCUUGAUUUGUUGCCAAAUAUCGACAGUUGACAACAUAAUUUGUCACUACUUUUCUACACUAAAAACUGUGACAGUAAAAUAUAUCUUAAAAGAAACACCCGCUGCAAGGGUGACAAUACGGAUUUAAAUUUUCGAGGCCGUAGGGAGUCCCUUUCUAACAAAAGAUGUCAAAAAGUGACAUCCGCUUGUAUUACAAGUUACAAGCUUUUGAGAAACGGGCCACUGAUAUGAAGGUACAGAGUAAUCUUCUCAUAUUGAUAUCGGCUGCAAUGUUCAAGAACUCUUUGUCAGUAAAAGAAACCCGUAGAUUUAAUUUUCUAAUUAGCUUGUUCUGGCAUUUAUAACUUGAAAAAUCCUUCUGCUGUAUGGCUGUGAUGUAGCACCUAGGACUUCGACUGUUAUAAAUACCAGUUAGCCUAGAAUAUUAAGGCCUGGAAACCUAGCCGAUGUGUUAUAAGUGAAGCCAAGACAUAACUUUUAAACAUUGACAUAGAUAUCUAGGGACUGGCUUUACGGGCAAUAAUAAUGAGGCAUGACAGGGGCCAGUAUAGCGGUGUGACACCGCUACAACGCGAUUGAUUGAUGAGUUCGCAUCACGCGCGCGAUUGGUUGAUGAGUUCGCAUUACGCGUGCUAUUGGUCGAAACUAGUUGCGUUAAACUGCACGAUUGGCUCGAAUUCGUGAGUGACACCGCUGAACUAGUACCAUUUUUAGUCCUUAGAUAUUAUACGUCAAUGCUUUUAAAACAUUUAACUAAGGCGUCUAUUAAAAAUGGCAACUAGGGUUGUACUUUCACCUGCAAUAAUAGAUUUAGAUAUACUUAAUAUGUUAUACUUACAACGAAGACCGCAAAAAUAUCACCAUCAUAAGAUGGCUCUACAAAUAAUUGUAGAGCCAUCAGAGCGUGUCACAUAGUUUUGCGGCUUUCGAAGAGUAACAUAUUAUUGCAGGUGACUGUACAGGUUUGGAAGACUUCACCAUGGAGCAUUCCACGGUCUGUCCCGUACAAACGCAUUUUUCGUUUGUUUCAUGUAUUUGAACUUUUUUCUGUGCAAAUUUUUGACCAUUUGUCACGGAAAAAGAAACUUAUGCCUGUAAAUCUUCAGAACAAUGUCAUGGAAUGCUCCUAUGAGCAAUAAUUAACACUCUUGCUUACUUUAAUGGCGCAGCUACCCAAAAUGAGUCUUGACCUCCGACACGAACACACGAAUCAACAUUCUAGGCCUUAUUUUCUAAGCCGGUUCGCUCCUGAUAAUUAACGUUCUCAAUGUAAAUGAUAUUUAGUAUUUACGUCUAACUCGUGAGUUCAGUUGUUUUCGCUACUUGAUUAAUUACCCCAGGUAAAAGUGGGAUUCAGAAUUGGAUAGAGUAAACGGCUGUUUGAUAAAAUCAUAUACUUUGCAUUUUAGCGUAAAAAGAUAAUUGAAAAGUAGGUAGGUCUGACGAAACGUCGAUUUAAUUUAUCUAAUUUUGAGUAUCACUGCAAAUUCUUUUUAAUGUUGGUUUACGGGAUGAACUGGACUGCCACACAAUUUAAGCAAUGCAAUGUCUUUUAUUUUACCUGCAUUUUAGUACAGUAAAAAACGCAGGCCAGACGAAUUUAUACCUUAAGUCCAACGUCAUAAAGACUCGCAUAUGAAUGCUGUUAUGUCUUGUGUAUUUGUGACUAAUAUUGCCCCAUAGCUUAUUAUAGUUAAAAUAUGGAAAUAACCAAUUAACUUAAUGAAAUACAUAUUUAUACGCCAACCUAUUAUCACUGCCACAAUUAAGGCCCUACCUGACAUUGCGUUGAUGGAAUUAUUGAAGUACGCGGUAUAUCUUAUCAUUCUCACCGCAAAGUCAAGUAGGGUAUUGGAAAUAACGUUAUUAUGAAUCGUUUUAUACAUUAAACCAAAUGGGUAAAUUCAUAAAUUAAUGUUUAAGGACAUUUUGUUGUUCAAAUCAGAGUUAAAUCGUUCCUAGUCAAGUUUCAUCCCGUAAUAGUUGAGAGUUUAAUCCUUAGUAAAUGUUCCUGGAUCAUAGUUUUAAUCUGAUCAAACUAGUUGUGAAGUUAUCGAACUUAAUAUUAAAUAAUUUAAGUAGUGUGCAGCUUCCCUACUGACACUUUCUAAGCAGAUAGUUAUAGGUCAGAGAAAAUUGUUUUAACAGUAUUCAAUGUGUUUUACGCUUUUUAGAGCUCGUUUUAAAAUAUUUAUCAUAAUUACGUCAAAAAUAUCAAAAUGAGGUUAAACUAUAUAUACAGAUUGUAUACAAUAUUGUUCUACUAUAGCACAAAGAAAAAAUAAUUAUUAGUUUGAAAUAAAUACCAAUGCUUCGUUUUGUAUCAGUCGCAGAGAUCAAUUUUAUUUAUGUUGACAAUGUCUAGUCUACAGUAGAAAACUCUUUCGACACUUUUUUGAUUAUUAUUUUACGUUGAACUUUUCCAACUACUUAUGCCAUUUUGUUUUGGGUGCUCGCGUGGUAUACAUGAAAUCUUGCAAAUUAUGGUGGUUUCGUAUGAAAGUAUUGUACCGCGUCCUAAUAACUCUUUGCAUAUUAUUAGAAAACACACUAGGUACACAAUUGUCCUCAGAUUCCACCAUAACACAAAUAAAAACACCAUGAAAUCAAAACCUGCUACAAAAUAAGACAAAAUGGUGUUUUCUAAUAAAUUGGUAAGUGCUGCUAAGUGCUAGAUAAUUAUACUAGUAGCUACGCCGUUCUUAGUAUAACGAAAUAAGUGUCUUUAACGUGGUUUAAGAACUGGCAAUCACUCAUUACUGAGGGCUCCUGAAUUAAGUCCGGAUUCCACGGAGGUCCAGUUUCUCGAUCGGUUAAGAUCUUGGUCUCCCGUUGACAUCGUAUCCUGCGUAUGAGGAAUCACACCGAAUAGGAUACCCAAACAAAACAUCAACCGGAGAUCGAGGCCUAAGCAAAAGGAAGGAACAGUCCCCGUCAGAUAUAUGGGAGCGGCUAAGGUACCCAAAAAUAUCUGAACAUGCGCUUUAACGUCUUGAUCAAGCCUCUAUUGCUUUGUUCAUAUAUUUGUGAACACCUUGGCCGCUCUAAUAUAUCGGAUGGCGACACACCAACCGCUGGAAACUUACGCCUUUGAUUGUGGGACGGCUCAAAAAUGUUGACGGUUGUUUUAUGUUAGGGCGGUAGUGGUAGGUAUUCCACCUGUCCAAUGUGUAUUUUAUCUCACAUGUUGCGUAAUGAGAGAGUGAAACGUAAUGACAUUGUAUCAAGAUAUUCGACAGAUGGAAUACCACCCUUAGUUGUGUGGUUGGACUUGCUCGGAGGCGCCCUCUGCAAUGAGCUGUUGACUUAACCUCAAUCUAAAAUAAAUAGCAAGAAAAGUGCAAUAGUCUAAAGCUUACAAUGAUAAACCAGAACUAUAAACGAACACAUUGGCGGUCUAUCUACUUAGGUUCUAACGAUGUAUGUAGUGUCUAAUAAUAAUUAUCCUUAUUUUUAUAUGAGAGGUUUAUCAUUUAAGUUACGUUUAAUUUUUAGUAAUAAGAUCCAAGGCUGUAUUUAAUACAAGGAGUGUUUUUUCCCAAUGAGCUGGAUACGUUUUACAUUUUGUUAGCCAUUAUUAGUUAUUGUGUGAAAAUACUCCUGUUGGUGAUAAUAGAUGAAUGUCUGAUUUGAAAUCGGUAACGUAUAGGCAAAGAGAAUAGAAUAGAGACGGAUUGUCAAAGUAAAUUACGUAGCCACUGUAAAUUUACUGCCGUCUUUCGACAGAACAUAAAACUUUAGAACGCCAUUAAAUUUGACUUUGAUCCUUACUCUUUUACUGAUAUGUGUUAACCAAACGUCGGACUAUAGGGGGCAGUUUGAGGGCAAGGUAAGGUUUACAAAAAAAUCUUAACUUACGAGGAUUAUAAUGUACCUAGUAUUUGUAACAUAGUUAAUUAAAUUAGUUACCCGUUAUCAUUUUAUUCAUCUUUAAUGUGUAAAUACUCUUUGAAGUGAUGACUGAUAGCACACUGAAGUGGCCACUUAAAAAACAAAUAAAUAGCUGACAUGCGUCAUUAUGACUGUUGUUCAUACUUAUAUUUGUUGGUAGAGUGCCGUCUAAUCAAUAGAAAGAUUUGCUUUAUUUGUUAUAUUAUAAUUACUAGGUACCAAAUACUAAGUACAAAUACUCGAAAGUGAAUUGAUUGAUUUGCGAACCUUACCAAUCAUUCUGACAUGCCACGAAAAUGCCCGCUGGAGUCCGACGUAUGGUGUUAACUUAUUAAAUAUUAAUAUUAACGCCAUCUACUGGACUAUAGGGCAAAUGUAUGGUGCAAUGUUUUCGAGCGAUGGCGCCAUUCCUUUCAGCCUAUGCUCGAGUAGAUGUCGUUAAUAUUAAUAUUUAACAAGUUAACACAUAUCAGUGAAAGAAUUAGGAUCAAAGUCAAAUGACGUUCAGUGUUAAUCUUCUGUCGAUAGAUGGCAGUAAAUGAAUAGCCGGCCUAGCCAAGGUUACAAUCGCUAUCGCUUCGAUAACGAAAAGCAUUAUGUCUCUCUAUCACUCUUCCAUAUAAGUGCGACAGUGACAGUUGCGUUUCGAUCGCUACGGAGCGUAAGCGAUCGGCAUCUUGGCUACGCGGCCUGUAGCUACAUAGUUUACGGCAGUAACUCUCUACUUCAAAUCGUCGGGUGACAAGCAAAAGUCACUAAGUACUACCAUAAAAUUAAAGUAACAAUGCACUUUAUUACACUUGUAACACGGUUUAUUGUCCAAUAAUUUCAAUGGUGUUAGUGACUUUUGCUUGUCACCCGACGAAAUUAUCUUUGGUAUAGGGCAUUGUCUAUUAUGACCAGCUUCCUAAGUUGUUACGUGAUACGUGUGUAUGACUAAUUAUAAAAUAAUCCUUAUUUUGGUAACAAAUUGGUGUUAUGAAAAUUUUGUGAAUAAAAUAUGGUGUCAUUCUA